AGUUCGCGCUGAAAGGCAUCCUCACCUUUUCCCCUUUAAGGAGUGCGAGGAGUGGGGGGGAAUCGGACAGAUGUAGAACACACGUGGUUUGCUGCUAGAACGGGGCUCCAGACGCGGGACUUCCUUUGGCUUUGACAUUUUUGUGGGUUUGUGAUUGUGGCAGGCGCAGCGUACUGGAAAGAAGACAUCAACAACCUAACACUAUAGCCACGGGUGCAUUUUACAGAGCUACACAAAAUAUUACGAAUACGUAACUUUCUCUCCCACGCACGCUACACAUUUUAUUCAACUAUGUAUGCAAAUAACGGAACAAUGACAUUCUAACGGGAGGUUCGGGAUGAACAAAUAGCCUAACGGAGCGGUUCGUGCGCAAUCAUUACAUUUUGAAGUUAGGGGAGCUGAACUUUUUGUGUACACGUUUAGUUUUCUGUUCUCCAAGCAACUGAUUCAAAUCUGCCCGGUUGGACGGAACUUUGAGAUGCGCUAAAAGUGACAUAGAGACUCUCAUCUCUUCUACACUCCUAACAUAUUUAUAUAACGCCAUGAAAGACGAUUUUGCAGACGAGGAGGAAGUACAGUCUUUUGGAUACAAGAGGUUCGGGAUCCAGGAGGGGACCCAGUGCACUAAGUGUAAGAAUGAGUGGGCGUUAAAGACCUCCAUAGCACUACUCUACGUGCUGUGCACUCUACUCACCAUCGCUGUGGCUGUCCUCGGUUAUAAAGUGGUGCAAAAGGUUGACAAUGUGUCCGAAGGUAUCGAGAGCUAUGGGGGGAAGAUCAUUGCUGUGGAAACAGACUUGAAAAAGCUAGAUGACCAGACUGGGGAGAAGUCGGAGAACACUACCACAGAGAUCCAGGCCUUUAAGAACAACAUCCGGGCUCUGCAGCGGCAGCUGUCUGAGGUGGCAGAGAGGAGCAGCAGUAACCGGGCGGCCCUGGGUCGUCUGCAGGAUUCUGGCCUGGACAUGCAGGGCAGCCAGGGCUCCAUACAGGGUCUGCUGGACGCCAACACGGCCACGCUGAGGUCUGUCAAUGGCACCCUACGGGCCUACGGCGGCACCAUGGAGGGUCUUCAGGAGGACACGGCUCGGCUGCAAACGGAGCUCCAGGUGCAGGUUCGGCAGCAGAGCCAGGCCCUGCUGAGCAUCGGGAAUCUUAACCUCACCCAGGCCCAACAGAGGGGCCUGAUCUCGGCUUUGCAGAGAUCUGUGGACGACACCAGCCAGGCCAUCCAGAAGAUCCGAAACGACUUCCAGAGCCUGGAGCAGACGGCCAGGCAGACGAAGUCGGACGCUGAUUGGCUGAAGGAGAAGGUGCAGAACCUCCAGGUGCUGGCCUCCAAUGCCUCUGCCCUGGCCAAGUCAAACAACGACAGCCUGGAGGACGUGGCAUCUCAGCUGGCCUCGCUGUCUGGACAGCUCCAGAACACCUCCAGCCUGGCAGAGAACCACGACCAGACUCUUAGGGAGAUCAUGGACCAGCAGCGCGACCACGACAACCUCACCUCCUCUAAGUUCGACCAGUUGGAGAUACGCCUGGACGAGUCAGAGGGGAGCAUCGACCGCGUGACUGGCAACAUCAGCUUUACUACCCAACUCCUGGGCGCCAUCAACCUGAACCUCAACGAGCUCCGCACCUGCGCUGAGACAGUGGGGCGCCACUCCGACUACCUGUCCGACUUGAAUGCCACUGUGUCGGACGUGAGGUCGGACACCACCACACUGAGGUCGCAGCAGGACGACCUGGUGGCCCGCCUGGACAAGGAGGUCACCAGCCUCUCCAUCAUCAUGGAGGAAAUGAAGCUGGUAGACAGCAAGCACUCACAGCUCAUCACCAACUUCACCAUCCUACAGGGUCCACCUGGUCCAAGAGGCCCGCGGGGAGACAAAGGACCCCAGGGAGGAGCCGGUCAGCCCGGUCAGAAAGGGGAGAAAGGGGAUACGGGUGGGCCUGGGGUGCAGGGGCUUCGUGGAGAGAAGGGAUCUCCAGGACCACCAGGAAUACAAGGGUUCAAAGGUCAGCCAGGCUCACGGGGGAACCCAGGUUCAAAGGGCUCCCGAGGGUCAGGGGGCAGGGCAGGACCCCCGGGGGCGAAUGGUGAGCCAGGCACUGCUGGGAUCCCUGGGAGAGAUGGACAGGCCGGUCCUCAGGGGCCACAAGGUCCGUCGGGAGACCGAGGACAGGUGGGGCCAGCUGGGGCACAGGGACCCAGGGGACCGGUGGGGCCCAUGGGGGCCCCAGGGCCACCUGGACUGCCAGGACUCACUGCCCGACCUGCAGCAGCAGCAGCAGUGCCUUUGGUCCCUUUCUCGAUGCAGAGUGAGGCCCCCGCUCCUACUGUGUCGGCCCCAGGUUGUCCUCAAGAGUGGGUUGGCUUCAGAGACAAAUGCUAUCACUUCUCCAAAGAGCUGCACAACUUUGACGAUGCAAAGAAAAGCUGUGAUGCCCAGACCGCGUCAAUGGUGAUCAUUAACGAUAACGAUGAACAGAAAUGGCUGCAAAAGCAGACCUCUGGAAAGGGUUACUUCUGGAUGGGUCUGACAGACAGGGAGGAGGAGAAUGCAUGGCGCUGGCUGGAUGGAACCGAACCUGCCUUCUCGCAGUGGAAGCCCGGACAGCCAGACAACUGGAGCCACGGGCACGAGAGAGGAGAGGACUGCGCCGGCCUCAUCCACGAGGGACUGUGGAAUGAUUUCUUCUGUGAAGAUCUCAUCAGCUACAUCUGCGAGAAAGCCACGGAGUUUCCCAAAAACUCCAGGAUUAUAGCACCCUCUGUGGAAGAAGAAGAAAAAGAAGAGGCCUGGUUGAGUCAGAGGCGGUAUGAUGUGCAGCAUUAGGCCCCACCCACAAGUGACACUAGCCAUCUGACACCCUAUGCAUGGACAUGCUAUGUGGAGAAAUACGAGGGACAAGCUUCACAAGCCUGAAUCGAGACUAUGGCUGCAUUCACUGAGAUUUCCCCCACUGGUAGCCAGAUUCAGCUCUCCUCCAACGUGAAUCCAGACCACUACUUCCAGAAUUUGCAUUCCAGCAACAUGACAAUCAAGUGUUGAGGGGAAGAUCAAUCGUUUUUUUUUUUUUUUUAAAUAAUCACCAAAGUAAUUGACUCAUAUAGAUUUGUCUCAUUUAAUUGUUUUUAAUGCUGUUUUUUUUGUGUGACGUUAGUCCAUUUAUAACUGAUUAUCUGAAUGUAUAUUUUCAUAUUGCAGUUUUUCAAUGUAGAUCAUUAUUUUACAAUGGGACUCACCACAGUGUCUUUCACAGUUGAUAGUCUAGUUCCUUCAUGAUUAUGUGAGGUGCAAAAUGAUGCACAAAUAAACCAAAGAAAUGUCGCUGAUAUGUCCUUUCUCAAACAUCAAGAACUGUCCAGCUAUAUAUAAGUAUGUUAUUAUACACAUUCAUCUAAAUAAAUGAAGUAUUUACACAUUAUAACAGUCAGAAAGUCUGCUUGGUUAUGAAGUCAAGACUGCACAAGUUUACAUGUUAGUAGUUCUGUAUGUAUGGUACUAUAUAUUUGCGUAUGGGGCCUGUAUGGUGUAUGAGUUUGUACUUUCCACAAUGUAACAAGUGACUAUGGUUAUGUUCCAGGCUGGCUUCAAUGCAGACAUUGCAUUGCAUCAACUAAUGGUUGCAUGCCACAUCAUCCUGUCCCUCUGGGAUUACGCAGGGAUAUCUGCGGGCAAAAAUGCUUGAUUUUGCUGCGGCAAUUCUGACAUUUUGCAUGCCAAUAUGCAAUGGGUUUGUCCUCCAAUUUGUCCCUGAAAUGCGGGGACGAGGGAAAAAGUUUGUUGACAUGUGGCUUGAUUGAACCAUAUUAUGAAGUAAAUGUACGGUGAUUGGUUGAAA
Messenger RNA from Salvelinus sp. IW2-2015, 3846 nucleotides. RefSeq names its product collectin-12. NCBI's taxonomy places the organism in Eukaryota, Metazoa, Chordata, Actinopteri, Salmoniformes, Salmonidae. The record is from RefSeq and is a predicted model, not a curated record. Gene Ontology annotation, molecular function: signaling receptor activity.